Messenger RNA from Argiope bruennichi, 6091 nucleotides. RefSeq lists its product as uncharacterized. The transcript has 3 exons. Gene Ontology annotation, biological process: cell differentiation; regulation of DNA-templated transcription; anatomical structure morphogenesis. Gene Ontology annotation, molecular function: DNA-binding transcription factor activity, RNA polymerase II-specific; RNA polymerase II cis-regulatory region sequence-specific DNA binding. The record is from RefSeq and is a predicted model, not a curated record. NCBI's taxonomy places the organism in Eukaryota, Metazoa, Arthropoda, Arachnida, Araneae, Araneidae. Bases 613 to 2628 code for a protein of 671 amino acids.
UUUCUUACCAAAAAAUUCUGAAAACCCGGAAUGAAAUUUUAUUUUUUAGCCAGCAAAAUCUGGAAAAUUACGUCCUAUUGAAUCCGUUUCAGGUAUUGCUUUCGCUUGGUAAAAUGCUUCCAUAUACGAGCACCCAGACAAGCACAUUUCUCAGGAUAAUCUACAUUUCGAUAUCUUCUACAGAAAACCACCAAUGACGUGAACCAGUUAAAAAAAAAGUAAUCUACCAAAACAAAACAAAAAAAAUGUAAUAACGAUGAAAAUAAAAACAAAUAAAGAUUAUCCGUGAUUCCUGCCCUCCACCCCCGACCCCGACGGUGCGGUGUUUCAUCCGAUUCAUUUCAUCUGCCACCUACGUAACGCUAUUAAGAAACCCAAGAGGAGAGAAGAGAGAGUUGAGUGAAACCGUCCGUCUCACCUGGCGAGAGAAACCCACCUUCCGAUUGGCUGAAAAAGUUCUACCUCGAGAUCUCCCGUCGUGCCUCGCGGCCCCUCUCUCUCCGAUACGGCAGAACCGAUCACAGAAGGUAAAGAGUCGCUCGAACCUGUUGCAUCUAGCAUCAACACUCGCUCGCUGCUGCAACGGCGAAUGUAACAACCGUGGUCAAGUGUAUGCAUCUGCCCCUGCUAGAAGAAGCCAUGGCCGCUUACCAGCAGGAGGAUCCCGGAUCGCCCUAUCCACCCCAGGAUGCCAUGGCGAUGAUGGGACAGGACGUAUUCCACCGAUCGCCCGGAUGUGACUAUGGGGGGAGUCCGGGAACGUCCCGGCAACAGCAACCACCCCAGCAGUCCGGGUCAGGCCCCGGUGCUGAGUAUUACGGGUCGCCCUACGCGAGGGCAUGGCCGCCCCAGCAGGACUAUCCGGUGUCUUACGGGGUACCGGACGAUCAUGCUGGUGGUGGUUGGUUGCCGGACGGUGCGGGAUCAUAUGGAACGUCGUUGCUCCAGAGGAUAAACUCCGCCUCAGUGACUAUGGAAACGAAUCCGGCGGCUGAACUGAGUCGCUAUGGUGAUGGUAGUGGGGUGUCUGGAAAUGUGGAGUCCGGCAGCUCGCCGCCCCACGGAGACGUGGUGGACGGAUCGGCGACGGUGGAAUCCCCGCCGGAGUUGCCGUCUGGUGGAGGCAAGGGACGCACUAACCAGGAACAGAGAAUCCGGCGUCCGAUGAAUGCUUUCAUGGUGUGGGCCAAAGUGGAAAGAAAGCGCUUGGCCGAUGAAAAUCCGGACCUGCAUAAUGCAGAUCUAAGUAAAAUGUUGGGAAAGAAAUGGCGUGGUCUGAGUCAUGAAGACAGACGACCCUAUGUCGAGGAAGCUGAACGUCUUCGAGUUCAACAUAUGCACGACUAUCCCAAUUACAAGUACCGGCCGAGAAGGAGAAAGAAUACUAAACGUGGCAGCGUGCGAAAGGGGGCAGCGACUGCACCGGCAUCACCACCAAUGAUGCCCAUCCCCUUCCCUGCACCCUCACCAUCUUACUCUUUUCCAUCCGGAAACAGUCAUAUAAUGGGUCCCUACAGCGGCAACGGUAGAUCACCUUCUAUGAACAUGGACGUGUGCGGCCUGCAGACACCUGAUUCGUCACCCCACGGAAGUCCAUGCUCCGAUGCCAACGCAGCUCGCCAACGAAUGGACAAUUACAGGUAUCCUGAAUUUAUGGGAAUACCCAUGAGUAACAAUCACUCUACUGCGAAUGGUGAAAUGUCAGGUUCCUCUAAUGUGAGUCCUGAUUCUAUUCGUUCCCUACCAACUCCUGAAAUGUCUCCUAUCGACAGGGACCAGGAUGGAUUCAUGUUCCAAGGUCAGAAAGAGGCUGCGCAGGAACAGCAGAGACAAGGAGGAGAGGUAAACGAAAAUCCUGUGUCCCAACUCAUCACCCGCUUUAGCGAUUCGUCCAAGUUCCUAAAGAAUGUCCGUCCACCCUUCCCAGUUAGGGGAGCUCAUCAUGCCACCAACGGUAUGACCCUGAGGGAUCUCGUUGCUUCUAGCAACAACCCAUCUGCCACAUACGCAGCCCUAACUGCCAUGUCCCCACUUCCUCAUUACUCAAUGGCAACGGAAAUGAUGUCUGCUGAUGGACACCAAGCUAUCAUAAAAGGACAAGACCAGGAGGAGAGAAAUUCGUGCCACUACUCGUAUUCGUUUGGUGGUGACGUUAAGCCACCACGGCCAUUGCCUUCCUACAAUCCUUUUCCGUCCACUUCCCAGUUCCAAAAUGCUGUCUAUUAUCAACAGGGCAGGUACUCUCAGGGCAGCGAUGGCAGCUACUUCGCGGAGCAUCCUUACCCUGACAACGAGAGCAUUGAAGAUGUCGAUAGAAACGAAUUCGAAAAAUACCUCAAAGGCAACACUAACAACAACACUGUUGCUAUGACCUCUCAAUUUUCGGACGCUUACCAAUGUAUAGAGGGACCCUCUUACGUGGAGGUUCCCAAUGAUGGUACAAAUACGGACAAAUCUUUUUUGGGCAUGUCCAUGGACAAUUCUGUUGAGGGUGUCUCAAAUUUUGCGCGCACAGUGUCUUCUGCUUCGAACAUUUCUGCGAUUUAUGGAGCUUCAGGAUCUCCAACCAAAAGUGAAAACUCAGGACUCAUAGCAGCGCUAUCUGAAGCCAGGCAAAUUAUGCUAUAAUGUAAAGCGAGAAUCUUUUAUAGUGUAAAAAAAACGCAAAUUUGAGAGAUGGUGUAUGAUGCACCUGUUGAUUACCAGUGCCUUAAUCCCGCGUGUCUUCUGGAAUAAGUUCACUGCAGUGAAGAACAGUUACCUGAGGAAGUGUAAUAAGUCUGAUCUUUUUCUUUAUUUAUGACUGUCUUGACUGUCUUCGAGAGAUCUCAUGGAGAAUCAUUAGUAAGGUAAUAAUUAAUUUAUGUUCAACAAGACACAAUUACUUUUUUUGAUUUAAUAUAAUAACACUAUGGAAUUACGACACUGCCAUUUGGAUUACAUGACGUGAAAGGGCAAGGAUCCACGUUGAUUAGAAAGAACCGGUGGUUCUACUGUACUCUCUCCUCAGUACUCAAAAUGCCAUUUCAAUUUACCGUAAGUGCCAUGUAAAACGACUAUAUAAAAGAAAUAUAAUUCAGGACUUCAGUUUUGUUACAAUCACUUUACAAACUCUUUUUUUUUAUAUAUAAUUAUCUUAAAGAGGACAUUUACACAUAAGACAAAAGUACAGAAAGACUGAGCGAGAUCUUGCUAAAAGAAAAAUGGAUUUAGUUGUGGUUUGCAGUAGGAUGAGAUUGUUAUUUUUGGAACUCAAUGUGCGUGAGGAAAGUCGCCAAUCACUGCAGUGAAGAAGUGCAAUAUGAUGCAAAGGACGAGAGACUUUCCGAGAUUUUCAGCCUGGACGGAUUUUCGGUGAAUAUAUGUACAUAGGGUUCGUAUUUAAGAUGUGACUUACGUUUAGUUUUUGAAGAUUUUCAGUUUAUUGUAUAUUUACAAAUUUAAAUGUUCUAUCAUGAAUUCUUAUCAGUAAGUGCCUGUAUUUACGAUGGAAAUUCAACAAUAAUUGAAAUGUAUUAUUUUUAUAAAUGAUAAAUGAAAUACGUAUUAUUUUUAUAAAUAACUUCUCUGUUAACAGCGUAAACUGUAGAAUCGAUUAAAAAUAUAGAAUUUAAAAUGAAUUAAACACAAUAUAUUUUAAACUUAUUUAUUAUAGAAGUUACAUGUUGUUGGUGAUAUUUGUAAAAGCAUUUUUACAUUAACGUUAUAAAAUAUUCCAUAAAAUUGUUUAUAACUUAGAAAGAAUUAUUUAUUAUCAUUGUCUAAUCUAAUUAAAAUAACUUUAUGAAGUAACACUUAAUAACAUGCAUUUGAUUCACUGGGUUUCAAAUAUCAUCAAUUUAGCGUCAGUCAUUUUUUUAAAAUCAAAAUUUAGAUAUGUGUUCACAAAAGCUAACCAAUUAAAGCAUUUUUCUAUCAUAAAAUCCAUUUCAUUACAAAAUAAUAUUCAUAAAUAAUAAAUUUUUUACAAAUAGUAUCACAAAUAACUUUCCAUACCCAAAAUGAAACGGUGUUUGCAUGCCAUAAUCAAAAAGUAUUUUUCAUGCAUGAUUGAGGUAAAUCAAGAUAAAUCAUGAAAAAUUGUCUUUGAAAGUAUUCCCAUGCAAUAGAAGUUGUUUGAGUUUAUUAAUUCAGACAUACAUUCCAUUUUUAUUGUAUUAAUUUGUGUUUCAUAAUGUGUGAGAGAAUUAUGACAAAAUUUUUUGUUUGUCUUCUAUUACAUUUUAGUUGUGUUUGUUUAUCGCAUCAAGUUGCUUCAAGUUGCAUAGCAAAACGGCAGUUUUAUGACACUGAUCUAAGAUGUGUAUAAAUGUUUACAAAAAUUCAAAUGUAUAUAAGUAAUUGUACAAUCUGAUGUUAAAUCUGAUUACUUUAAGCAAACCACUGAAAUCUUAAACAAGUAUUGAUUUUACGAUCUAAACAGAAUAUUAUAACCAUAUACAUCAUUAUGACAUAAUUAAAUCUUAGAAAAGAUGAAUAAAUUUUUAAGAAAUUUCAUAUAUCUUGAUAAUUUAGUAUAGUUAAACUCUUCACUAGAGCAAUGAAAAUUUGGACUCACGAAUUUGAAUAAUCCAGAAAAAAAAUUGAUAAACAUAAGAAGAAAAAUUAUACUGUUUAUAUCAAGAUAUUUUUACGAAUAGUACAAACACAGCUUUUAAACUAUUUUUAUUAAUUAUUUUUUUUAAUUUACAGUAUAAUUAACAAUACGAUUAAAGUAAAGACUGAAGUAAAGAUUUGAGUUAUUGUAAACGACAUAGAGAUUAAUUGAAAGUUUUGAGUGGCAUCAUCGCUUCGUUUUCUCAGGUUUUCGUGUCCCUAAUGUUAGUAAUAGUACUAAUAUCUGGAUUUAGAUAUCAAUGGCCAAAAACAUCUAAAACAUAACUAUACUAUUUUUAUAUAAAGCAUAAUUUACGAAAUUUUCCCCUGUAGAUGAGAUGCUUAUUCAAUUCAUUAAUUUUAUUAACUUGUAACAUUCCUAUCCUAGUCAAAUGUACCACCGAUCAUUAAUAUAUACGAUAACAGUAAUAAUCAGUUUCGAAAUGCAAAGACGAAAUUAUUGUAAAAGAUUAACUAUUCUUAUAAAAAUAUAAUAAUGCCUUGAUAAGGUGUUAACAAGCAGAUUAAAUUUAUUGUGUUCUUUUUUUCUUUUGGUAAUAAGGAAUGAAAUAAGAAAAAAAAUGUUUUAGGAAGAUUCCUACUUUUGAGGUUUCAAUCAAAUCGACAAACAAAAAAAGUCCAUCCAAAUGUUUUUUUAUGGAUUAUUACGUGUAAUUGUAAAAUAUAUUUUUUGACAGGUACUAUAAUAUUACGUAAUCCAAAAUGAUUGUGGUUGCUGAAGUUGUGCAAGAUUCACUGAAAUUAUAAAUAAGUGACACAUAAAAAUUAUCUGAAUGAUUUGCAUCAUUUUGUAUUUUUGGAUAAUGUUAAAUCAAUUAGAAAUGCAAAAAUACAAUCACUUGAAAAUCGUUGUUUCGACAAAUCUCUAAAAUUUUCACUGAAUAAAUUUCACAAAAUAUUAGACGAAUUUAAAUGCAGAGAAUAUUCUGUGAUUGUAAAAAUGAACUGCUAUGUAUUCAUUGAAAAUGUCAAAAAGUUUUUUAGAAGUGUAAACUUCUAAAAAAAAUAUUAAAAGUUAUAAAUGAGUUUUACUGUGAGUUCUAUUACUUUUAAAACUAGAACUCUUUAACCCUGAGAAAUUUCAGGUUAAUGCUCAAAUGUUAAACAAAUUUGAUUUUUCUAUAUAAAUUGUUUUGAAAUAUUUUGCCUUGGAUUAAAAGGCACAGAUACUUGAGAGGUGUUUCUUUCAAGUUUCCAAAAGAGCCUUAUAAUGUUUCUGUUAAUGAAAAUAAAUAUAUUUUAAAAAACCGGUGAGUUAAAUUUAAGAUGCUGAUAGCAGAAUUAUUUAUUGUAUAUUAUAUAAAAUGUGAAAAGCAAUAAAACUAUUUUGUAAAAAAUUGUAUUUACUAUAUGUGUUUGUGAAGCAUAUGAUGCCUUUAUUAUAUUUCAAUUUUGAAAUGAUGAUUUGUGUUGAAAAUACUAUAAGAACAUGGAGCAAUCUGUUGUAGUUAAUAAAAGUACUUUAAAAUUUAAA